Messenger RNA from Caenorhabditis remanei, 987 nucleotides. RefSeq lists its product as uncharacterized. Gene Ontology annotation, molecular function: protein binding. NCBI's taxonomy places the organism in Eukaryota, Metazoa, Nematoda, Chromadorea, Rhabditida, Rhabditidae. Gene Ontology annotation, biological process: embryo development. The transcript is spliced from 3 exons. Bases 1 to 987 code for a protein of 328 amino acids. The record is from RefSeq and is a predicted model, not a curated record.
AUGUCAGCUCUUCCGAUUCUCAAACUCCCAAUCCUCGUUUUGAUGAAGAUUCUCAGAAUAAUUGAUGUUGAGACAGUAAUCCCCAUCUCAUUAUGCUCCCGUAAAAUGUACCAUCUUGUCAAAACCUUCCGAGAUAAAUCAGAUACCCUCAGACUUAAAAUGGACGGGAUAGAUUUAAGGGUACAACUUGCGACACCGGACGGCAAUUACCAUGAGGUUGAAGUCGUAGCAGGAACGUCUGAAACUGCUGAAUGGGUAAAGAUCGAUGGUCACCUAGUACCCAUCGAUCGUUCGAGGAAACACCAUGGCUGGAACACUUAUUGGGACGAUAAAGUAAAAAGAAUGCAAUCAAUAAUGGAGUAUCUAUCAGAUCUAUUUGGCAUUAAAAAUGUGACUACAAUUAUAGUAACCCGGGGUACAAUGAGACUUCUGGAUAUACUCAAGGAGAGACAAGAGAAUGAUUAUGAACUCGUCAUAUAUCAUCAAUUAAGUGAAAAAGAAUCUCAUUUUAUUUUGGAAAAUCACCCUGCAAAAGUAUUGAGAAUCGAGGGAUUUUCUCACAACUUUCCAAUUGCAAAACACCUGAAAUCAAUUGACUCACUGAUUGUAGGCUCGAAAUUAUCGAUUACUCUCGAUGAUCUACUUGACAUGGACUGUGUGGAGCUAGUUUUAAUGGGUAAUCGUUUAACUGGCACUGGACUCAAACGGAUCCUCCAACACUGGGCUAUUGAUGGGUUCCGACGACUCAAGUAUCUCAGAUUACGUGUUUGGGACUUUAAUUUGGAAGACGUACUUAGAGAUCUUGAUGGGUUGACUUACACUCGGAUGGCAGGAAAAAGAACAUAUAGAUCAAAUAUUGAAUAUCCAACUUUUGGUCAUCUACUUAUUACUCGGAAUGAUGGUGUCGUCGCUUCGUUUGAUUAUUAUCGACACGUAGGCAUAGUUCAAUUUGGUGUCUGGCCGGAUUCAAAGGGAAACACUAAUUAA